Messenger RNA from Xyrauchen texanus (razorback sucker), 946 nucleotides. RefSeq names its product protein phosphatase 1, catalytic subunit, alpha isozyme b (gene ppp1cab). The record is from RefSeq and is a predicted model, not a curated record. The transcript is spliced from 3 exons. Bases 488 to 931 code for a protein of 147 amino acids. Gene Ontology annotation, cellular component: nucleus; cytoplasm. NCBI's taxonomy places the organism in Eukaryota, Metazoa, Chordata, Actinopteri, Cypriniformes, Catostomidae. Gene Ontology annotation, molecular function: protein serine/threonine phosphatase activity.
AACCUAAGAAAAUGUAAGUUUUACACCGGUAACAAGACGAAGAUGGUCCAGUGACUUGGAUUUACAUCUUAGUUUGAUUUCAUACGAGAAAGGUUUGGUUUAAAUGCGUUUAUAAACACGAUCCUAACCAUUGAAAAAAAUAGAAAAUGAGUGACGCGAAGAAUAUCCAAUCGGCUGUUCGAGUGGGAGAUUUCAGGCGCUCGUCAUGAGCUGAAAACACCCAAUCAGACACGCGCUUCCGUGUAUGCCCCGCCCUUUUAGUGUUUCCUACAACGGUUGGCGCUCGCGGUGCGAGUUUACCUCACACAACGAACUACUAAAGGACCAUUUGUGGCAAUAUAACCUUAAUAUAAACUCAGGAAUACUACCAGCAGCGUGAAAGUUUUGUACAUAGGAGAUUUUUAAAGUAAUUGUCGUGUGUUUGUGUUGGGCGGAUUCUCGUCUCGUUUCCUGGCUUUAAGCCGGCUAAUCUCCAGCAAGCGACAAAAUGGCUGAAUCGGACAAAUUAAACAUCGACUCGAUCAUUCAGCGCCUUUUGGAGGUGAAGGGCUCCAGGCCUGGGAAAAACGUUCAGUUAACGGAGAACGAAAUCCGAGGAUUGUGUCUGAAAUCUCGGGAAAUCUUCCUCAGUCAGCCGAUACUGCUGGAGCUGGAGGCGCCACUCAAGAUCUGCGGCGAUGUUCAUGGUCAGUACUACGACUUACUCAGGCUCUUUGAGUAUGGAGGAUAUCCUCCAGAGAGUAACUACCUGUUCCUGGGAGAUUAUGUAGACCGAGGCAAACAGUCGCUGGAGACCAUCUGCCUGCUGCUCGCCUACAAGGUCAAAUAUCCAGAGAACUUCUUUCUUCUCAGAGGAAACCAUGAAUGUGCCUCCAUCAACCGGAUAUAUGGGUUUUAUGAUGAAUGUGAGUAUGUUUGUGUCUUCUUGUAGAUACAUGCAAGUGGA